Molecule: messenger RNA, 2413 nt
Organism: Thalassophryne amazonica
Lineage: Eukaryota; Metazoa; Chordata; Actinopteri; Batrachoidiformes; Batrachoididae
Gene: ptx4
Exons: 4
Coding region: 257-2308 (683 amino acids)
Source: RefSeq, a predicted model, not a curated record
CUGAAUCUAUCUGUAUUUUCUUCAUCUCUCUAACUCCCUGAUGGUGUUGUGGAAAAUGGAGUGCGCAUUCUUUUUCCAUCCUGUGGCUGUGUUAUCGUGCACUGUGUGCUUCACCAUUACAUGUGUAUAUUUCAUGCAGCAGUUUGGUGUCCAAGCUCAGCCCACCUGUUUUUUCCUCUUCUAUUCUUCCCUCACCUCAAGACUUCCACACGGACAUCCAGAACCCUAGGCUGCCUUGCCCCUGCCGCCCUGCACCAUGGAUGGCCUCAAGCCAGGGCACUGGACCCUGAUCCUGGUUCACAUCCUCCUGUUGCAGCUUCAGCCUGGUAAUGUGGAAGCAGGCGAAUCUCUGCACCAGAAAUUGCGCCAGAAAUUUCAGCGAUUCACUGAACAGUUCCAGAACUUCCAGGCGCUGACCCAGGCCCGUUUGGACACGUUGGUCCUCAACCAUGAGAGAAACUUCACUGGGAAGCUGGACAACCAAGUCCAGACUUUGACUGACCAGUACCACCACCUGUCACAGGAGCUCAGUCACAUCAAGAAGAACACAACGCAAGAACUGGAAGGACUCAGGCAACGUAGUAAGAAGCUUGAGAAGAAGAAUAUACGGCUUGAAGAUUGCCAAACUUGGAUGGAGAGAAACCUGAGGGAAACCCGUCGUCAUAUCCAGAAACAGAAGCCUGAUCUUAAUCUCAGUCUUUCCAAUCUUACUGUUAAGGCCCAGAGCCAAGAGGAAAGGUUGGCUGCCCUUCAAACCCAACAUGAUUCACUGCUAUCUGGAUUGAAAGAGUUGCAGCAAUCCCUGAAAAAUCAAGAGCUGCGCAUGGCCCAACUAGAGGGGAAACUUGGUGAAGUUCUGCGGUGGAAAGAAAGUGGGGCCACUCAGGGGCCGAGGAGGACUGGAAACCUAAUGGACUUCAACAUCACACCUGAAGAACCCUAUGCAUCUCCUGGAAGAAGCCAGGUACACAAAGGGAGGAUAUCUGGAAGGAUUCUUGAUGGGACUACCCAAUCUCAUCCAGAAGGAGCUCCAACAUUCACCCAUUUACAGGUCAUCUUUCAAAACCAAACCCUCCAUCAGCCCUUUCAGCACCAGGAAACUCCAAACCAGGAUAAACAUCUAAAAGCCCAAAACAAGUCAAGACUACAGUCAGAAUUUCAAGUGAAAUAUCCAAACUAUAAAUCUCAGUCCAUUAAUUUCAGGCAGCACCCUCAACCUGACCCUUUCCAGACUCUAAAACCACAGCAUUCAUCACAGAUCCAACCUCAACCUUAUCUCACAAAGCAUGAGCAUAAUCCACAAUUCCAGCUUCAGUCCCACCACCGAAUUCAAGUUCAACCCCAUUUCCAAGAUCCAAAUUUUCUUUUGUCUCCAGCUCAAACCAACCCCAAAUCUACAAAAGACAGAAACAUCAACACCAAACCAGGGGAUUCACAACCCCAGGGUUCAGGCAUCCUCCCCCAGGCACAGUCUGAGUCAUACCUACUUGGAACGAGAGGGUGGAAUGGAGGAAAUGUAGCCGAAAGUGAAGCAAAGUCUUCAUUGAUCCAUAAUGUUCUCCAGCUUCCUGAGAGGCAUAAGAUCCCCACAAGACCAAUUCCUAAAAAGGAUGCAACCAUCUGUAACGUGGACUCCAUGCUGUUCUUCCCCUCGGCCUCAGAAGAAAAUUACGUCACCUUCUCCUCAAGCUUUCCAAACCUUCCGGAACUUUCAGUCUGCCUGUGGCUCCAGGUAGAGGCUGACCAUGUCGGCACGCUGCUCUCCUACGCCACAGACGACAAUGACAACCAGUUUGUUUUGUAUGGAUGCAGCUCCUCCCACUCAUCUACCGCUCUCCUCUCACCUUCUGCAUCCUUCACAACUCCCUCCUCCUCCCCCUCCCUGGAUUUUGUCAUCGGAGACCCUGUCUUUCGCCAUCUCCCCGUGGUGUCCCUCCUGGAUAGUCGCUGGCAUCACCUUUGCAUCCUCUGGUCUUCCAUCCAGGGUCGCUUCUGGCACUAUACUGAUCAGCGCCUCACCUCUACGGGCUCCAACUUUCAGAAGGGUCAGGAGGUUCCUGGAGGUGGAUCAGUGGUGCUGGGGCAAGAACAGGACACUGUUGGAGGGGGAUUUGACCCUGCUGAAGGUUUUAAGGGGCAGAUAGCAGGGUUCAGGGUGUGGAACAGAGUUCUCAGCCCCUUGGAGGUCAAAGGGGUGGCACAAGGGCGGGGUGUGCCCAGAGGGGUGGUGCUUAGCAUGGAGGACAUAAAAGAGGUGCACGGGGAGGUGCAGCAGGUGGCAUGUGAAUGUUUGGAGCACUGUGUGUGAUGCAGAGCAUGAUUCAAUCAAAACUAGAAGAGCACUCACAAGAGAGUGUCAUGCUGCCAGGGUCCAAAACGCACCAUUUUGGCUGUUGGUUGAACAAAACAAGUC